Fulmarus glacialis (Northern fulmar) is the source of this 1575-nucleotide messenger RNA. RefSeq names its product armadillo repeat containing 3 (gene ARMC3). The transcript has 11 exons. NCBI's taxonomy places the organism in Eukaryota, Metazoa, Chordata, Aves, Procellariiformes, Procellariidae. Gene Ontology annotation, molecular function: protein binding. The record is from RefSeq and is a predicted model, not a curated record. The annotation marks the transcript as partial.
AUGGGUAAAAAAGUAAAGAAGGAAGUAGAGCCUCCACCCAAGGAUGUGUUUGAUCCUUUAUUGAUUGAAAGCAAAACAGCAGCAACGGUUGUGCUAAUGCUUAGUUCUCCUGAAGAGGAAGUUUUGGCCAAAGCAUGUGAUGCUCUGUAUAAAUUUGCAUCAAAAGGUGAUGAAAACAAAGUGACACUUCUUGGUCUUGGAGCUGUGGAACGUCUGUAUAAACUCAUCUCACAUGAAGAUCCUAUUGUACGCAGAAAUGCCAUCAUGGUAUUUGGCAUCAUGGCUUUUAAUCAUGAUGUCAAGAAGUUACUGAGGGAACUGGAUGUCACAAAUUCACUUAUAUCACAGCUGGCACCGGAAGAAGAUGUAGUUAUCCAUGAAUUUGCUACUCUGUGUCUAGCACAUAUGGCUGUUGAAUAUACUACUAAAGUACAAAUAUUUGAGCAAGGUGGAUUAGAACCACUUAUCAGGCUGCUAGGUAGCCCUGAUCCUGAUGUUAAGAAGAAUUCAGUUGAAUGUAUCUACCUCCUGGUGCAGGAUUUUCAAAGCCGUGCUGCAGUUCGUGCACUGAAUGUAAUUCCACCCUUGCUGGAACUACUGAAAUCUGAAUACCCAGUUAUUCAGUUGUUAGCCCUUAAAACCUUAGAAGUAAUUAGCAAAGACAGAGAAACCAGGAUAAUACUGCAAGAAAAUAAAGGAUUAGAUUGUCUUCUGAAUAUACUGGAAACCAAUGAAUUCAGCGAUCUACAUGUGGAAGCUCUUGCCGUGUUGGGAAAUUGUCUGGAAGAUGUGCAUACUCUGCAACUGAUUCAGCGGACAGGAGGCCUUAAAAAGCUACUUUCAUUUGUAGGAGUCUCUACUGUUCCUGAUAUUCAGAAGAAUGCAGCAAAGGCAAUUACCAAAACAGCUUAUGACUCUGAAAACAGAAAAAUCUUAAAUGAGGAAGAGGUUGAGAAGUGUCUCAUAAACCUUUUGGAAAUUGAUAAUGAUGGAGUUAAAGUUGCUGCUUCCCAAGCAAUUUCUGCCAUGUGUGAGAAUUUAGCUAGCAAACGUGCAUUUGGACUCCAGGGGAUUCCCCAGCUAGUACAGUUGCUAAGCAGUGACAAUGAAGAGGUAAAAGAAGCUGCAGUGACAGCAUUAGCUAAUUUGACAGCAGCCAGUCCUACUAAUGCAAGUGCUGUUGCUGAGGCUGAAGGAAUUGAGCCAUUAGUAAAUAUCUUGAAUGCUCAGAGAGAUGGAGCCAUUGCUAAUGCUGCCACAGUGCUAACAAAUCUGGCCAUGCAAGAGCCAUUCCGCGUAAAUAUCCAGAGCCGUGGUAUUAUGAGUGCGCUUGCAGAACCGUUGCGCUCGACCAACAGCCAAGUGCAAAGCAAAGCAGCAUUUGCUGUGGCUGCAUUUGGUUGUGAUGCUGAUGCAAGAACUGAGUUAAGAAAUGCAGGUGGACUGGGACCACUCGUUGAAUUGCUGCAUUCUAAGAAUGAAGAAGUCAGAAGAAAUGUCUGUUGGGCUGUUAUGGUCUGUGCAAGUGAUGAACUAACCGCUGUUGAACUAUGUAGGCUAGGGUGAGUAGAAAUA